Molecule: messenger RNA, 999 nt
Organism: Coniosporium apollinis CBS 100218
Lineage: Eukaryota; Fungi; Ascomycota; Dothideomycetes
Exons: 2
Coding region: 1-999 (332 amino acids)
Source: RefSeq, a predicted model, not a curated record
AUGGUCAAGAUAUUCGCGACCGGAACUACUGGGUACAUCGGCGGUGAUGCGCUCCAUCGCAUUGCUCAAGCACAUCCCGAGUACCGUUGGACCUGUUUGGUGCGGAGCAAGGAGCGUGGCGCUCACAUCGCGGAUCAGUAUCCCGACAUUGAGCUUGUAUAUGGGACUCUUGACGACGCACAUAUACUCACCGAUCAGACAGCGAAGGCUGACAUCGUGCUGCACUUUGCCGACGCCGACCAUCCAGACGCCGCAAAGGCUAUCCUAGCCGGCCUCGAUGCCGACAAUCGCACCCGCUACCUAAUCCAUACGAGCGGAACUGGAGAACUCCUCUGGCGCGAUCUCGAUGCAAAGCGCUUCGGCCAAGCCGACGACAAGAUCUACGACGACUGGGACGGCAUAGCGGACGUGACAUCCAUUCCUGAGCGAGCUCCCCAUCGUAAUGUCGACAAGCUGAUCCUGGACGCCGGUCUUAAGACCGCUAUUGUGUCGCCUCCCACCAUCUACGGCCUGGGGAGAGGGCCGGGCAACCAGCGAGGCCACCAGAUAUAUGAGUUGUCCCGCUGCACGCUUGAGCAGAAGCACGGCAUUAUGGUCGGGGAGGGCCAAACAUACUGGCCGAACGUACACGUGUACGAUCUCAGCGACCUGUACCUGCGCCUGGUUGAAGAAGCGGCGAGGGACGUAGGCAGUGCUACGUGGGGCGCCCAGGGGUAUUACUUCGCUGUCAGCGGUGAGCAUGUCUGGGGAGCUGUUGCUAAAAAUAUUGCGGCCGCGGCGAAGAAGCAAGGCCUGAUUUCUACGGAUGAGGUUGUGAGCGUUAGCCCUGAGGAAGCGAAUGGAUUAACUCGUUGGGGCUCAGCCUUGUGGGGUGCCAAUAGUAGAGCGCAAGCUAUUAGAGCGAGGAAAGUGCUGGGGUGGGAUCCCAAGCAGAUUUCCCUCGAGGAAGAAAUUCCGAAAGCUGUGGCGCAGGAGGCUGAAAGGAUGGGGCUAGCAUGA